This is a messenger RNA of Tetrahymena thermophila SB210, 3711 nucleotides long. RefSeq lists its product as hypothetical. The transcript is spliced from 12 exons. Lineage: Eukaryota; Ciliophora; Oligohymenophorea; Hymenostomatida; Tetrahymenidae. The record is from RefSeq and is a predicted model, not a curated record.
AUGGUAUUACUAGAAAACUCAACAGCAGCUAAAAAUUAAUAAUGCAUAUCUCAAACUAACAAGUCAUCUACUAGCAGUAAAUUCAACUUUAAUAUGAUUGACUUUAAGAUCAAAGGUGAUAUUUAAGAAAGCGUUUCUCCAAGUUCUAUAAAAUUGACUAAUUCAAAUGAUGAAGAUAUCUUAAAAUUUAAAAAGCUAGACAAAGAAAAUAAUACUUUUGACUUAAUAGGAAAUUAGAAUUUUCCUCAUUAUUCACAAAUUUAAGCUGCUACAAUGAAGAAUAAAAUAUAAGAUGUAGAAUAAGAGCUAGAAUAAAUAUCAGAAUAAAUUUUGUUAGAAGAAUAAACUUAGGAAUAUUUAAAUAGAAUGGCUUAAGAUACAUUUAAAAGUACAGAGAAGUUAAAAGCAGAAAGUAAUAGAAUGGAAUAAUAAAUUCACAGUAUUUUAACUAAGGAAUAUAAAAUCAACAACUUAAAACUAAGCUUCAAAAAGGAUUAUGAUACAGUGGAUAAAGAGUUGAAGACAGCUUAAAAUUAUGUUAAUAAGGAAAUUUAAUAUUAACAAGGUAAAGUUCAAGAGAAAGAAAUUUUAUUCUAAAGUUAAAACAAACAAAUAAAAGAAUCUGAAUAACAAAAAUGUAAAGCUAGUUAGCUUCAAAAAAUUGAAAGUUUAGAAUGUGAGAGAUAACAAAAAGAAAUAACUAAGAAAGACACAGAAUUAUUUUUAAAGAAUUUAGGAGAAAUAGAUUUAAUAUUAAAGCAUUUCAUAAAUGGAAAACCAGAGAAUUUAAAUUGGGAUUAAGUUGAUAUGGCAAAAUAGAAUUUUGAAUACUUGUUUCCUAUAGAAACUGUAAAAAAUAAUGAAACAAAUAUAGUAAGUGCUAGUCUUUAAAGGAUGAAUUUAAGGAGACCAUCAAUAAAUAUAGUAGCCAUGAGGGAAUAGAGUAGUAUUGAUUCUCAAUUAGAAAGAUAACUUUCAUCUACUUCUUCGAAAUUCUAACAAAGGGAUUCAAAUCAAAAAAAAUCUUAAUAUUUCAUACCUAUAAUUGAUGCCUCAAUUCCUAAAGUUUCGUAAAAUUAAGUAGUCGAAAAGGUUAAUUAAUUUAUGAAAUAUCAUUCCUUAACUCCUCAGUAAAUUUAAGAUAAACUAAUAAAUGCUUAUAAUUAGUUUGUUUUUUAAGAAUUAACUUUGAAAAGCAGAUUUUCUCAAUUAAUUGAAGAAAAAGAGUAGCUUUUGACAAGUAUAAAAAGUUUUAAUGAAAAAAACGAUGAUUUACUGAAAAAAGCACACUAAUUCUAGUUUCUUUAAAAAUAUGAAAAAAAAUUUUAAAGGAUUGAGCAAUCAGACUGUGAAAAAUUUGAAGAUAAUACACUUAAUGAACUUUUUUAAAAACAAGAAAAUGUCAAGAUACACUAAGUUUUGGUGAUAAAUCAGGUAUAGUCAGAAGCAAGUCAAAUAGAUAUUGAUGAAGAAUAAUAAUAAUCAACACAAAAUUACAAUUAAAAAAAUGAUGGAGAUGAAAACCUACAAGAUUAAGCAAAAGAAGUAGAAAAAUAAGGAGUAGGGAGCUAAAAUAGAGAGUAAAAAAUUAUGUUAACUUUAGAAAAAUUUUAAUAAGAAGUAAGAGACUCAGAAAAAUUUAUAAUUUCUGACAGUGAGCUUCAAAAUAUGUAUUACAUUAUAAAAAAUGAUUUUAUCUUAACUUAAGAAUUUAAAGUUGAGUUUGAUCCUAGUUCUCAAAAUAAUUUUUAAGAGUUUUAUAAUUGCUUCAUAAAUAAUAUAGACGACUUGAAAAAUGAAUCUCACAAAAAUUUCAAACUUGGUAUGCAAUUUUUGACUGAAAAUUUAUUUAUAAUUUUGUAAGAAGUAAUAGAAUAAAUACAACAAUUAAGAAAUAAAUACCUAAAAUAAAUAGAAACUAACAUUAGUACUCCUAAAAAUGAAAUGUUAAAUUCGAGUAAUUUUGUUAAUAGAUCUAAUUAAUCUUAAUCUUAGCAAGCUAGCCCUUUUAAAUAAUAAAAGUAAAAUCUAAAUGAAUCUGAGAGAAAUUAGAAUGCUUCAGCUAAUCCUUUAACCUCAAGUUUUAUGCAAAAAAAACUUUACAGAAAAAGGAUAACUAUGAUGAAAUGUAGGGAAUUCAAUGACUACUUUGGUUUCGAAGUUCAUAAAAAAUUCUCAAAUAAAGCAUAAACAAUAAUAGACGUUAUAUAUGAAACGCUUUAUGACUUUAAACACGGGAACCAAACAGAUAUUUUUGAUUAAAAUUAAGAAUUGAACUUUUUUAUAGAAAAGAGAUAGCAAACUAAAACAUUUGAAAAAGAUUUAGCAAUGUAAGCGCAAGAAGAAUAACACAAAAAAGAUUAAGAACAAAAAGAAAAAGAUAAAAACAAUAAAACUUAUUUUAUGAAAACAAAAUUUUUGGAGCAAAGCUAAAAACAAAAUUAGGAAAUCGCUUAGAUUGAAAAAACGUACUAUAAAGAAAUAAAAAAAAGUAGUAGUUUAGAUAAGACUAGAAAUAUGUAAAUGUCAGAAAAGUAAUUGAGUGAUAGAAGAAAUAAAAUAAUAAAUUAAAUGAAGUGGACUUAUUCAAAAUUCCAUACAAAAUAUAAACCUAUUCCUCUAAGCCUUUUUUAGAAGGAUAGUGAUUCUACAGCUUCUGAAAAUUAGAUAAAUAAUACCUUAAACUAUUAAAAGAAAAAAAAUGAAGACUCAAGCAAAAGUCCCUUGAUUAAAUCUUCUCAACCAGUAAGUUAGAAAAUUAAUUCUGAAUUAUUGAUUUUGAGCUAAAUUUAAAAUGUUGAAGAGAGAAAUACAAUUUUCAACGACUAAAAAAAAGAAAAGUUAUCCAUUUUUAAAACCGGUUAAAUGACUAAAAGUCAGAAUGGUAGUGCAAACACAUCACUCAAUGAUAUAUUACGUUUCACGGAAAAGGAAAUUCCUAACCAACAAAAGAAUUCAUUUGACCCUAAUAAUAAUAAUAAUCUCAAGAAAAAAUAAAAAAGUAUAUUGCUAUCAAAUGAAAAGUAAUCUUAGCUGAUAAGUAUUAACAAAAGGCAUGAGCAAGUUAGAGACAAAGAUGAUUUAAAUAUGAGCGAAAACGAAAAAACAAGUGAAAUUUCAUUAAAAGAUUCAUAUAUUCCUAUUUCUAUUACUACAUCCAAAUAUUUGAUUGAGGAAAAUAAAAACAUAAAUGAAAAAAAUUAAAAUAUUAGUUAGAAUAAUAAAAUAAAAUAAAAUUUAAAGUUGAAUUUAAAUAAAUUAAAUAACAGAGAAAAUAACCAAACAACAGAAAAUUUUAUCCACUUAAAAUAAAUGAGAAAGACAAAUAACUAUCUCAGACAUUCACUUGACAAAUUAGUUAAAAUUCCAUAACCUUUAGCUCCUAAGAUAAUCAGUAAACCUUAAACAGAUAGAAACAGUAGUAAAAUUAAAAAUAGCUCUACAAACACUCAAGACACUAGCAUAUUUAAAUUAAAUCCAAUUAGCUUUUAUGGUUUUUUAACUGAGAGAUAACCCUUUAAUAAUAUCAACAAUAUAUAUGGGAUUUAAAAUUUCAGCGAAAAUAGUGAACUCAGUUUAAGUUGUUAAGUCUCUUAAAAUCUGAGGUAGACUUACCUCAACUGUAGAUAGUUCAAAUCAAUAAAUAUCGAAAACCCCUUACAAAUAUAUAAAAUAUCAAAUAAUUUAUAUAAUUCUAAUUGUUUUAAUUGA